AUGCCAACUCGUCUUCUCUACUCAGAAGGUACUUUUCAUCAACUUUCAUCCUGCCAAGAGUGGAUAGUAGUCGUUAAUCAUAUGUUCCAGGCUUUGGUCGAUCACGUGGCUGAAUGUCAUGUUAAUAUUUCGAACCGAGAUUGGGUUUGCAAAUGGCGAGGAUGUGAACGUACAGAACCUUUCCGAGCUCUGUAUAUGCUUGUUGUUCAUGUUCGCAAACACACUGGAGAGAAGCCAAAUGAAUGCACGCAUCCGGGAUGCAACAAAUCGUACAGUCGUCUUGAGAAUCUCAAAACGCAUAUGAGGACGCAUACUGGAGAGAAACCGUAUGCUUGUGAGAUUCCUGGUUGUCCGAAGGCGUUCAGCAAUGCAAGUGAUCGCGCCAAGCAUCAGAACAGAACUCAUUCUAAUCUGAAACCCUACAUUUGUAUGGUUGCGCAGUGCGGUAAAAGUUACACAGACCCAUCAUCGUUGAGAAAACAUAUCAAAACUGUACAUGGAGACGAGGCCUAUGAACGGGCAAAGAAAAAUCGACCCCACAACACUGGUGGAAGACGAAAGGUUGGUAAAAACAGCCACAUGUUGCAUACAAUGCCUCUUGAUAUUUUGCAUUUUGCUGCAAUGCAACAGGUUGGGUAA
Haemonchus placei is the source of this 639-nucleotide messenger RNA. Lineage: Eukaryota; Metazoa; Nematoda; Chromadorea; Rhabditida; Trichostrongylidae. The record is from the annotation of a GenBank genome assembly.